AUGUCAAAUUCGUGUUCAGCGUUGAAAACUGUAUCUAGUAAUCUAUUCAAAUCUGUUGAGCUCCAAAAAAAUAUUUUUUCGAAACUUGAUCACCGAAGUGUCACGUUACGUGGACAAGCCGAGCAACAUUGUAUUUUAGCUAAUGAAUCUGCAUCAAAAAUUCAAGCUGCAUUUCGUCAUCAUCAAGCUCAACUUAAAUUAAAAAAUCAAGUAGCAUGGCAAAUACAUGAAAAACUUGAAUAUUCUAGUGAACAAACUG
Molecule: messenger RNA, 259 nt
Organism: Rotaria sp. Silwood1
Lineage: Eukaryota; Metazoa; Rotifera; Eurotatoria; Philodinida; Philodinidae
Source: the annotation of a GenBank genome assembly